CUUAACUGCUUUGAAGAAGGUCAUAGUGGGUCGUACAUCUCUAAAAAGUUCGGCGUAUCCCGAAAUUCUUUAAGAAGGUUGCUGCUGCAGAAUGGGAAAAAGUUAAGGGACCGCCCUAGAAAAACUUACCGACGGGCGCGAAAAAUUGCCCAUAAAAUGUCUGCAGAAGCACUGUCGGAAGAUACGAUAUCGGAACAGCAUAAGAUGGGCAAGACGCGCAUGCAAGCAGCGAUAAACGCCGGCGAAGGAGGAAACACACCGGAUGAGCGUCCGUUAAGUAGUGCAAGAGACGAUGAUGUAGAGCCCGCUUUUAGACUGGUCGAUCCGGAAGAAGAGCGGGUUCUUCAAACACCGCCACAUAAGGAGGAUGGCGGCAAUAACAGCGCAAGUGUGUGCCGUAGAUUGUCUCGUCGGAAGACAGGACAGUGUGACCAAUUAGGCAGUACAACUACACACCUUCUAGACUGUUGUUCUGAUUGUUAUUACACCCUUACGUGUGAUCGCGACGAAGCAUCCACAUCUAAUAUUCCUGUAUCUGCCGAUCAGAAUGAAAAAGCAGAAGUUGAAGGUGUUUCGGAACACGUCUCGCAAGAACUGGUGGACCGGGAUAUCGAGAGCAACCAGUCUGCUGUCGAAAAGGAGGAUGCGCUGCAACAGGGUGAAGCCGAGAGGCAGACAACCAGCCGCGAUAUUUCGAUGACCUUGGAAUAUUCGGCAUCCCGGCCGUGCUACCAGGGUGUAUCUGUUACCCCGGACUUAGUUACUCUUAGUUCCGGACUUCAGCGGCGCCUGACCCCCACAAAGAGCUGUUCAGUGGGUACUAUGAGCGGGCAGCACACCGCUGCUGCACAGUCUGCACUCGACCAAAACAUCACGGAUGUAAUGGAGAGCCAGCGGCCGUUGUCACCAGCUAACACUAACGCUGGGUGUAAUAUCAGUGCUGAACAUCAACAUAAUCAAAUUAACGGUGACCCGCCGAUCGUCCUAUUAGUAAUGGUUAAAGCGACUUCGACUUUGUCAAACCCUAAUACUGAAGCGCGAGAGAAGGGUGCAAACAGCCGAAACAGGGAAAGCAGUCCAGAACACGAACAUGACAAAAUGGACUGUGAGCCGCCCAUGACACUAACUGCUGAUACGCCCACGAUUUCGCCAGACCCGAUCAUUCAAGCACAGGAGAAGGUUACAAACAAGGAAUGCGGCCAGUAUCAGGAAAUGCAAUCCAUCGUCCUAAAACUACGUCAACAGGGAUGUUCGUAUGAUGCGGUGAAAAAGCAUCUCGAUGUUAUUUUCUUGACCGACGCCGCAUCCUUUCAAGAUGACAGUAGAGUUGACAAAGGGCUGGACAAGAACCACGACAAAACAAUGCCAACUGGCCAGCUCAGCAAUUUAAAUGAAAGUGAGGAUACUAGUUACAUCAACGCUCAAAAGCGAUGUAUUGCUUACCCAUUUUGACGGGAAAACGUUUCUUCAUUUUGCAAACUAUAGAUCUGCCAAGAAAAGCACCUGCUAUGGCGAAAUCAUGAGCUGCAC
This is a messenger RNA of Paramacrobiotus metropolitanus, 1530 nucleotides long. RefSeq lists its product as uncharacterized. NCBI's taxonomy places the organism in Eukaryota, Metazoa, Tardigrada, Eutardigrada, Parachela, Macrobiotidae. Bases 157 to 1452 code for a protein of 431 amino acids. The transcript is spliced from 3 exons. The record is from RefSeq and is a predicted model, not a curated record.